Molecule: messenger RNA, 3853 nt
Organism: Tachysurus fulvidraco (yellow catfish)
Lineage: Eukaryota; Metazoa; Chordata; Actinopteri; Siluriformes; Bagridae
Product: calpain-5-like
Exons: 12
Coding region: 838-3039 (733 amino acids)
Biological process (GO): proteolysis
Cellular component (GO): cytoplasm
Molecular function (GO): calcium-dependent cysteine-type endopeptidase activity
Source: RefSeq, a predicted model, not a curated record
AUGCACUAAGCGAGAAUAUGUGGAAGUGACAGUCAAAUAUAGAUCAUUAACAUAAGUGGUCUGUAUGCUUCUUGCUCUGUUGUACAUUCUUUCUAGAUUCUAGAACUUCUUUCUAGAUGUUCUUGUUUAAUUUAAUUUAUUGUUAUAUCUAUAGAUUUCACGUUAAAUUGAUUCCACCUUAUUGGAUUGGAUUGCAUGAUGGAUUGGCUGGAUUGCACGAAAAUUUGAUAGUCAGUUUGAUACUUUAACCAUGUCACAGUAUUGUUAACUCAGAUAAUGUGACAGGAUGGAGAAUGUUACAACUGCAAAUGUAGAUCCCAUCUGCUGGUGAUGGAACCCUGUGAGAGCUCUACAAAGUAUAUCUCGUGUAUGUGUAGAUGCUGACUUGACUGAAUUUGCUGUAAGAAAUAUGGCAAGAUAAAAAGCACGUGUAAUGCCAAAUGUACCAAUUAAUCAGACACCUGAGUAUCAUAAACUAACCUCACAGCAGGGAUGUAGUUAGACACUGGGUUGUAUUCUACUGCCAGCACACCAGUCCAUUCAGAGUAUUACCAGUUGGUCUGGUGUUCAGGAUCUGGUUGCCAUGGUGACAGCCAGCAGACAGGUAUGUGAAAGGAAACACUUGUUACUACUCUUUAGUCUCUCUACUGCAGUUUCCCUGUCAUGCUCUUAGCUGACCUGAAAUACAGAUAGCAAUCUUUUGAGCAUUUUAUUCUGAUUAGCAGCUGCUUCAUCAUAAUGUUUAGAGAAAGUUAAUGAAAGUGUAUAGAUGUCUGGAUAUAGCUAAGGUCUAGGAUAACACCGAAGAGACAAAGUGACUGAGACGAAGGAAAAGGGAUGCCAGAGAGAGUUUGUCUGUUUCAUGGUCAAAACUAUCACAAGCUGAAGCGAGCAUGUUUGAGGCAUGGAGCACUUUUUAAAGACCCACACUUCCCUGCCUGUACUCAGUCAUUGUUCUACAAAAGAACACCUCCUCCAGGUCUCACGUGGAAAAGACCACGGGAAAUGUGUAAAGACCCACGACUUUUUGUGGAUGGAAUCAGUACCCGAGAUCUGCACCAGGGCAGUCUGGGUAACUGCUGGAUGGUGGCAGCUACUUCCUGUCUUGCAACAGAGCCAUCACUUUGGAAGAAGGUCAUCCCAGAUCACAAGGAACAGGAGUGGAACCCCAAGUGUCCAUACCUAUAUGCAGGAAUUUUUCACUUCCGCUUCUGGCGUUUGGGUCAGUGGAUGGAUGUGGUGGUGGAUGACCGCUUACCGGUCAGUGAAGAUGGAACUCUGCUCUUCUGUCGCUCAGCCACACCACGGGAGUUUUGGAGUGCCCUGCUGGAGAAAGCUUAUGCCAAGCUCAAUGGCUGUUAUGAAGCCUUGGAGGGAGGAAACACUGCAGAAGCUCUGGUGGAUUUCACAGGAGGAGUAUCUGAACCACUGAGCUUGGACAGAGAGAAACUGAGCCAACAUGGUGACCAAAGGAAGGCGCUGUUUCAGACGCUAGCCCAAGCACACUUCUGUAAAUCUCUCAUAACAUGCUCCAUACGGCCAGCAGAAGGCGAGCAGGUUGAGUCUGUGCUGGAAUGUGGUUUAGUGAAAGGCCAUGCAUAUGGUGUAACUGCACUUAAAAAGAUUCGUGCUGGGGAGAAUCUGCUGGCUGUUUGUGGAAAAUCCCGGCUCUACAUGAUACGCAUGAGGAACCCGUGGGGCACAGCGGACUGGACUGGAGCCUGGAGCCAGGGCUCGCAGCAAUGGCAGAAGGUGGGCCGCAGUGAGAGAGAGAAGAUGGGGCUGAUUGUCAGAGAUGUGGGAGAAUUUUGGAUGGAGUUUGAGGACUUCUGCCACCACUUCACAGAUAUGGUGGUGUGCAGGCUGGUGGAACGAUGCCUGUUCUGGCAUUGGGGUCACUGGAGCGAGACACGUUGUACUGGAGAGUGGAUUCAUGCUCCUCUAGACUCAACAAAACCAGCUGCUUCUCGAUCCUCCAACACUCAGAAGGUCUUCUCAAGUUCCCAAUGGUCUCUUCCAGAUACUUCCCUUAGAGGAGAUAGGAAAGAAGAAAGACUGAGUGAAAAGCAGCUGCAUAAAAGGAGGGAUCAAAGUGUGAAAGAGAAGAUAGCUAAAGGGGAACAUAAAGCUUGUCUAACACAAAGAGGAGAGAGGACAACAAAAGAGAAAGACAAUGAAUUAAAAAAAAAAGAGGAAGGCCUGGUGGAUGACAGUUGGGAGAGAAGGGUGGACAGGAGAAGUAGGUGUGGAGGAUGUAUUAACCACAGAGAGACAUUUCUUCAUAACCCUCAGUUCAUGUUCGAGUUGGGAAGAAAGGGGGAUGAGGUGCUCAUAUGCUUGCAGCAAGAGGAUAGAAGGAUGAAACGGAGGGAAGGAGGAGGUGAAAAUCUUCCAAUCGGCUUUGAGGUGCUGAGGGUCGAGGUGAACCGUGUGAGCAGAGUGCAGUGUUUUACUGAGCAGACAGCCAGUUCAGUCUACAUGGACUCACGUAGCAUUACCCUGCGUGUAACCCUUGACCCUGGACGCUAUGCCCUCUUACCCACCACCUUCCAGCCUGGGGUUACUGGCCGCUUCCUUCUCCGACUCUUCUCAAACACGCAUGUCAAACUCAGGGAGCUGAAGGAGGAGUUGCCUGCUUUCUCUCUGUGGCAGUGUUGUAUGCCUUAUCCAUGUGCUGUUGUGACAGUGCAACUGCAUAGAGCCUCCACACUCAGCAAGCCCAAACAUCCAGCCCCAGAUGUAUAUGCGGUCAUUAAGUGUGAGGGGGACUCUAUACGAACACGUGUCUUUAAAAAAGAUGGAAAUCCUGAAUUUAACACAAAAGCAAUUUUCUACAGGAGAAAACCUAAGAAGAAAAUCUGUAUAGAGGUGAGAUGUGUUGUCUUCAACAAUUUGCACAAGUAUCAAAGUGAUAUAGAAACUUUCAGCAAUGUGUAUAUGUGUGCAUCCAGAUAUGGGGAAGAGGUUUGCUAUUUGACUCCUUCCUGGGAAGAGCUCAUCUUCAAACAGGGGCCAGUGAACGAGGGCGGACCAGAGUGAUUGAGCUGCAAGGUGGUCAGUCUCGUGGCUGCCUCUAUGUAGAGACUUCCACCAGUCAAUGCCUGACAGACUUAUGACCUCCUCUGAAUUAUACAAUGGAACUGAGCUAUUAAUACAUUUUGAAAAUGCACUAGAAAAGCCAGCUUGGGACCAGAUUUCUGCAACAUUCUCUUUUACAGUCGAGUGUUGUCAUGCACUGCUUUUGAAAGGGCAGGAGACCUGCAGCUUUUGUUCAAUGGUAUUGCAGGUAUUGUUGUAUAAAUCUGUGUGCAUGGUGUCUGUUGUUGACUGUAGGACAGGAAUCUGAGUUUGAAUGGCCUUAAUCUAAUGGGAAAAUGAUAGCAAUUACAAAAGUCCUCACAAAAUAUAAUUCAUCAUUGGUGCUUCUGAAUAUCUCAUUAGUAAAAAGAAAGUCAAAGAGCACUUUCUAUUUUGUUUUAAGUUAGCAGUUUAUUAAAAGGUAAUAGUUAAAGUUUGCACACAGUUAUCUGCUGGUCAGAUAUUAAAAGCAAAUCUAAAAUUCACACGAGGACACUGUUGCUGCUGAAAAUGAAAUUCUUGAAACCAGUUCUCUGAAAACAUUUCAUAAUCAAUAGCCACCAAAUCCCUUUUUGUUAUCUAUUAUUUUUUUGACAAUUAAGUUGGCACCAUUUGUGUUUUCUCUGAAUAAAGGUAUGUGGCUUAUUCUGGGUAUUUGAAGAACCAGUUCCUCUUGAAGUGGUUGUGACAUAUAUACUAGUCAUACCGUACUUGGUACUUAUCUUUUGUACAAAUGAGAUACACACUAUAGACAGGGAAGUUUAAUUAGAAAGUC